Cyphellophora europaea CBS 101466 is the source of this 2559-nucleotide messenger RNA. RefSeq lists its product as uncharacterized. Lineage: Eukaryota; Fungi; Ascomycota; Eurotiomycetes; Chaetothyriales; Cyphellophoraceae. The record is from RefSeq and is a predicted model, not a curated record. The transcript has a single exon. Gene Ontology annotation, molecular function: GTPase activator activity. Bases 1 to 2559 code for a protein of 852 amino acids. Gene Ontology annotation, biological process: regulation of mitotic cytokinesis.
AUGUCGUCUCUCCAUACCCAGAGCCCGGCACCUUCGACGUACAAGUUCGAUAUGACACCUACCUCAACGCCUGUGCAACCAGCCGCUCCGCCUAGCAACCGCUUAGUCAAGCGUGCAACAUCACAGCGCCUUAUGUCUAGUAACUCGUCCAAGAAACUGUUCCGUCGACCGGCUACAAGCCAUCAGCGCUCGGCUUCCCUCAUGACUGUUCCUACAGCUACGCCACCUCCAUCAAAUCUCCGUGAAGCCUAUCGGCAAGAUGAGGAUCGUCCAAUGUCAAGUGCCUCGGUGUGGCGGCCCUUUUUCAGCAGUGGUUAUGCGAGGAAGCGGCCUACUACCCCCGGGACUCGCGAAUCAACCGCUCGCACGAUCUCAAUAUCGUACGCGCAGCAGCCUACCCUGGUCAACGCUCGUGCCGUGCGACGCCAGAGCCUUGACCAAGACAACACCUACCGUGACUUCCAGUCAUCGCCUGCAAUUGGUAGCACUGCUCCCCGCGGCCAGCGACUUCGCAGGUCUCUGAGCUCCUUUCGAAAACAUGGCCAGCAGCGUUACUUCACCGAACCUGUCGUCGGAAUAUCGAGCCAAAAUGCACAUGGCUCGAUACUGCCAGUUAAACAAUCUCCGCUCUCGCCGGUGUCGAGGACUUCUACGUUUGAUAUUGACCUCCCGCCCGGAACGCCUAUUUUUACGUCAAGCCCGCCCGUAGCUCAUGCCCCACGCACCAACCCCUCUAUUAACAAACGCAUCUCAGUCGCUCCCUCCGAUCCCAACACCGUCAGUUCUGAUAACGACACUCGUUUAUUCUCAGAUGACGAAUCCAUGGACUUCCACAGUGAUACUGCUUACGAUUCUUUGGCCACCCGAGCCACAGUUAGCAGCCAAUCUGGGCAUCGUCAACCCAAAAUCGACACCAUUUUUGACGAAUCCAACUCGGAACAUACCGGUGCUCCAGUGCACACUCUGGAGGCUCUCAUGCAGCGGAGUACCAUCAACGACAAUCACUUGCAGAGUACCAGAGGCACUUCAGCAUGGUCUGAGAAUGUUGGUAUAGGCAUUAGAGGUUUUGACGACGACUUUGACGACAGAAUGGAUUCUGAGGGGCCUCAAACACUUACACCUGUGCGAGAACAUCCAUAUGGCAGCGUGGAGGAGCUGAACGCCACGCCCGUCGCAUUCAGACGCGGCGUUGCGACCCUUAUUGGAUCUUCACCACGGUCGAGUGUUGUUCGUCGCCCUCCACAAUCCAAGGGGCUCGCUUUCUCAGUCUCGCAAGACAUUGAGAUGGACGAAGAUGGUUCUAUCGACUGGUCGCCAAAGUCCGAUAAAGAGAGCAAGCGAAAUGCUGCGAUGGGUGCUGACAGCCCGAUUGUCCGUCGAACUGCUCGGCUACUGAAUGCUGACUACGACUCUGAGACCAAACGUGCAUCAAUCUUCGACUGGUCCGAGAAUCAAAAGCCGUUAGCAGAUGUGAGCAGUGGUAUCAGUCCGCGGCCGAAGACAGUUCAUGGCAAGCAAGGCGAUGAACAAGGCCGCAGUCGCACAGCUGGUCGCAAGGGGCCCAGCGCCGUCCAUUUGCGCAGCCAGAGUGUCCCUGUCAACCGCGACAGUGGAGCUGAUAUGGAAAUUCCUGCAUCUAAUGCGAAAUUCGGAACUUGGGGUCUAGGCAAUAAGCCUGUCAGUGAGGAAUGGAGCGAGGACUUUGAGUUUGAUGACACUGAAGAGGAUACUCCGCCGCUCGAGCUAGCGGGUGGAAGUCAAGAACUCGGACCCCGAGACUCUACGCGAAGUGUCAAGGUCCCACAGUCGAUCAUUGAUCGUCAAGCGAGUGUGCAUCAACAAUUCUCACAAGUUCAGGAGUUUAUGAUGCUCGUCGAAGAGCUCAGACGGCUCCGGACGCAAGGCGCCCAGUUGGAUCUUCUGGAAAGUCAGUCCCGGCAGCUCUGGGAGGACGCAGAGAACAUUAUCAAUCUGGCCACUCUCAACGAUGAAGACGAGGUACCCGCACGACCCGGGUCCCCGAUCUCGUCAGACAUCUUUGGCGACGAUACCUCCCCAAGCAGUCGUCGCAUCAGCGCCGAAGACUCGAAGCGAGACUCAUUUGGCAUUCGGUCGACAUCUGGACCUGCGACCCCACCCAGCGUUACCAGACCGCGGGGCGAGAGUCUAGCGCAGGCAAAGACAUUUCUACAGACCAUUCACCAACACCGAGGCAACAUCGACCUGACACCACCACAGGUGCGAGCUCAGCGCGAGAAGCUGCCUUUUGAUACCCAAGACCUCCGAGAUCUGGUUGUUAAGGCCGGCGUGAUCACGAGAGCUCUCAAGGACAUCGUCCGGAAAGCCCAAGGCGUUCAGGUCAGCCCCGAAAGAACACCACAAAAGCAGCACGAUCCGACCUUUAGCCACAUCUUCAACCCUCCCGACACAUCUCCUUGCCCGCCUCUCAGGAGGGCUGGUAUCCCAAAGAGCCACAGUGCCAACAGCUAUCUGAGCGAAAGCGUUGGCACGGAGAACGAGAUUCCCCCACCAUUAAAGCUAACGAUGAUUGAGGUGUAA